Lobosporangium transversale is the source of this 977-nucleotide messenger RNA. RefSeq lists its product as hypothetical. Bases 250 to 753 code for a protein of 167 amino acids. Lineage: Eukaryota; Fungi; Mortierellomycota; Mortierellomycetes; Mortierellales; Mortierellaceae. The record is from RefSeq and is a predicted model, not a curated record. The transcript has 4 exons.
AUUCCCCCGCACCUUCUAAGAUGCUUCUGUAUGUGCUAUUUAUAGAUGAGGAAAGCGAUGACGAGAUCGAACUCUUGCUGCUAAAGCAACAAACACAAGCCAAGCAGGUGCAGGAUGAUUUGUGAGAUGAAGAGGAAGAUUUGAAAGACACUCAAGUUAACAUAAAGGACACAGCUUCACGAACUUCUGGUGAAUUGCUCACUAAAACCGAAGCCAGUGAUCGAAGCACAAGCAACCCGAAAUUGACUGAUGAAGGACCCGAUCCAGAGACCGAUGCACAGGCGGACAGCGACAAUCUCGGAGAGGUGGAUGAGGUGGAUGAGGAGACUGCUGCACUUAAUGAAACAAGCCUUCUGCGAUUUAAUUAAGGAUCCCUAUCAUCACUACGGCCAUGAUGCGUCGAAGAUGAUCCUCCUUCCAACGCCAGGUUUAUCUUCACUUCUCAGCGAGCUUUAUACUCAUACGAAACAUCUUCUUGGCACUUGGAGCAAGGAUGACCUUAUUAAUCAAAAGCAACUGCUCAAUAGUUGGUUCUUUCCUAUAUCAUCAAUGCCAAUGACAGAGACAACAAGCUCUUCUACCCAGCUUGAUGAUUUUAAAAAGUUGUGCAUUGGAGAUUUCAUGGCCCCAACGAAACGCCAGCUGGAUUUCGUGGAUUUAAUGCUACAUGACUCAGUUUAUCCGCACGAUGGAUAUCGAUGCUUUAGAUAUUUGGUCUCUGCGCUACACUAUCAUGCAAAACUGAUUCAAUAAUUCAUUCCCAUGUGCAUUUCUUUUUUUCAUUCCUAGAAACCGUAUAUGCAUACACCACUCAUACUUUGGUUUAAUAAAGCUCCCGUCUUCUUCUACGUCAUAGUGAUGCGUUGUGACAUUAGCUUGUCUCAUUUGAAUAGCUAAUGACUUUUUUGUUCAUGCAGGUCAUUGAAUCAGUUUCACAUGUGGUCUAAUAUGUUGCCCAUGACAACUUUUGGACGUCA